Messenger RNA from Cercopithifilaria johnstoni, 357 nucleotides. Lineage: Eukaryota; Metazoa; Nematoda; Chromadorea; Rhabditida; Onchocercidae. The record is from the annotation of a GenBank genome assembly.
AUGCGAUGUGGUUUUUGUGAUUGUUUUGGACCAUUUAUGUCAUGUCGUAGAAAUGAUAGUAUGGAUUUACCAUUGGAUCAGAAUGCGUUAAAUCGUUGUUUAGAACUUGUUCAAGCUCAUGAAUCUCGACAAAAUGCUCUUCUUAAGAGUUCGGAUUAUCAACGACCAUUGAUUUCAACAAUUUAUGAUAAAUGCGCUCCUUAUCGAAAUACCACAGUGCAUCAUCAACCUGAAUCAUUUCAUCAUAACAAUAAUAGGCAUGGUACACCACCUCCAUCAUACAAGUCAGUAGAAAUGCAAGACGAACAGGAUCAAAUUCGAAAACUUCUAGGUAGUACUGGUAGUACUGUAAUAUAG